Messenger RNA from Pomacea canaliculata, 5856 nucleotides. RefSeq lists its product as uncharacterized. The coding region runs from base 51 to 3308 and encodes 1085 amino acids. Gene Ontology annotation, cellular component: nucleus. The record is from RefSeq and is a predicted model, not a curated record. The transcript is spliced from 11 exons. Lineage: Eukaryota; Metazoa; Mollusca; Gastropoda; Architaenioglossa; Ampullariidae. Gene Ontology annotation, molecular function: metal ion binding.
UAUUUUUUUGGAUGUAAGCGACGAAGGUUCGAGGCAAGUCUGCUUUAUCUAUGCUGGUAGCGACGAUUUCAACGGAAAUGUGUUCGACAAUGACAGAAGAAGAAAAUCUGGUAAAGCAGAUUAAUUUUUUAACAGAUCUCAUCAACAAAGGCAAACUUAAGAAUGAGAAUAGAGCUGCCCAUGCAAAACAAGAAGUGUCUUCCAUUAACAGAUUCAACCCAUAUCACGCAAAAGAUUUUUCCUGGAAACGGACAGACAAAAUGCACAAUGAACAGCCACCUUUGACGAAAAUCAAGACCAGUUGGUAUAAAGAUAGCACAAAACUUUCUUGUAUGAGACCCUUAACUACACAUGAUUUGUCAAGAUCAGUAAUUCUCAAGGAAGGCCACUCACAAAAGGUGCCGGUAAGGAGUGCAGAAAGCGUAGUUCGGUGCUGUGGAAAUGAAAAUACCAUCAGUGCAAGUCAUGAUCAAGGGCAAAGACAGUUUUCCUACAGCACUGAAUGUAAUUCUGAUGUCAGUAAAGAACAAGUUAUACAGGCAAGAAAACAGAUGAAGAGAAAUAUUGACAGUCUUAAAAUAAAAAUAGAAGAGCUGAGGGCUGCAAAAAAGGCAAAAAAAGAAAAUAAGGCAAGCAUUGAGAGUAAUAAACAGGAGUCACAAGAGAAAAGCUUGGAUCACAGUGGAAAGGUAGACAUUUCUACUGCCAAAGGUCAGGUCACUUUGAAAGAUACUGAAACCAACAGCACUAAGCAUGAAAUGUUUGCUGUGGCAGAUCCCAUACCAGUAUACACUGGACAUGAGUUUAGCAAAAGUGUAGACUGUAUGAAAACAAGGACUGACAUUAGUCAUUCACAAAAAAAUCUUUCCUCACAGGAAAGUUCAAGCUUAGAAGCAUAUUCUAACCUACAGGAGAGAGGUUUGGUUUGUGAUAAAAUGCAAGAUAGGGAUUAUAAACAGCAGAGUAUGUGUAAUGCUACAAAGGAUGCAAGAAUUACAGAGAAAAAAGCAAAAAUAAGGCAGCCUACUUUAAUAAAAAAGUCAGCAGUUGAAAAACUUAGAGAAGAGCUGAAAGCAACAGAAGAGAAACUGCAGUACAUGAGGAAAAAAAUGGACUUUAUGUUAAACGAGCCACCUCUCAAAGUAAGUGCAGCUCUUGUCAUGUGCAGCAAUGCAGGCAAAAGCUCUUUCCUUAAGGCAGCUUCAGAUUCAGCAAAAACUAUUGAUGGGAUAAACAUAGAUGGAUUAGGUACUCGGGUGAUAGAAAAAACUUCCAGUGAUGUAUCACCAGUUCCAGAGUCCAGCAAGCCAUUUUCAGGUAGGACACCAAAAGCAGCAUCAGGAUCACAGGAUACAAAUAACACGCAUGUUAUUGGCUUUUCUUUGUCCACAAAACAUUGCUUGAAACAAUCAUUUAAAUCACCACAUGUUCAGAAGAAUAGUGUGAGUGUCAACAAGGAAUUAGAUACAAGUCCGUGUAUUAUUGCCUCAAACACCCAUAGCAGUAACAAUUCUCAGUUCAGAUAUGUGAAAAUUCCCAAGCGAGACAGAGGCAAGUUGCCAUCAAAGGUGCCUCAUCCAAAAAGCAGUCAGCCUGCACAAUGUCUUUUGAAAAGACAUUUUUUGAAAAAAGUGAACACAGAUGUGUUGCAAAAUCAAGCAGGAAAAACAAAUGUAAGCAUGCAUACUGAUAAUUCACCUAUUUGUGUGAGGACCCAGUUUAAACUUGUAAAAAAUCCAUCUUCAUCUGGGAUCUUUUCAGCACAUGCAUCCCAGCCAUUCAGAAAGUUAACCCAUCAUUACACAAGCAAUAAACAAGUCAGACUAGAAAGCGCAACUCAGCACCCAAGUUCACUGUAUUUUCGGUCUAAAGCACAAUCUUCAUUUGGGUAUGGUCGUAGUUUUUAUCAGAAAAAGUGGGAUAUUCUGAAAAGAAGAGGAAGUUAUAGAUCUGGACUGCUGAGGCACUUCUCCACAACCUUUUGUGUUCCACAAUAUGGGUACAGAACUCGGCCAGCUGCAUUUAUGCGAUCCAAGACAGACAAACUACAAGGGUAUAGAUACCAGUGGAAGCGCCGGUCACAGGAAACAUGUUCUAGAAGCUAUAGAAGUAUUAACUACAUGAAGCUACAGCAACAGCAGAUGAGAAACCGCAUCAACCUGAUGAUGAAAAAUAGUUCAAGGGGAAGAAUUAAUUGUAGCCCCUCUAAGCUGCAAACAGGGCGUGGGAGACAUGAACGAUUGUUGCUGAUUAAUGGCAUCUUGUACAAGUCAAGCACCACUCAUCUCAUGAAAGCUUCAACCCCUGUAUCUUCCAAAAGACGUUUCACUCAUACAGCUUCUAACAAGUCAGUUGUUGUCAAGAGCAUGAACAAAACAAAAAUGCAAUCAGUUACUGUUCGAGGUGUACGGUUCAGUGUGGACCUCAGUGGGAAAAGGUUAAGGAGAGACUUAAGUAGCACUUAUCAAGAAAAGUCUGCAUCUGUGUCACGUGUUGACAUUGGUGGAACCACUUAUGUAGAGACUAGGCAGGGGAUUUUGGAAAGAAUGUAUGAUCAUCAGACCCGCACUGUUGUCAACCGUGUAAAGCAGCGAUGUAUUGCCUUGGCAACUGCCAAAUUCAGGAAGAACAACACAAAAGACCAAAUAAAGCUCUGCUUAUUCUUUUGUCGCUUUGGAAAGUGCGGCCGUGGAGACAAGUGCCCUUAUGUUCAUGACCCUGAUAAGAUUGCUGUGUGCACAAGAUUCCUUCGAGGAACAUGCAAAAUAGAGAAAUGCCCUUACUCCCAUAAAGUGGCAAAGGAAAAGAUGCCAGUCUGUGCCUUUUUCUUACGAGGAGUGUGUACACGUGAGGAUUGUCCUUAUUUACAUGUUAAGGUCAACCAGGGAGCAGAAUUGUGUGAAGACUUUAUUACUGGAUUUUGUUCUCUUGCCGAGAAGUGCCCCAAGCUUCAUUCACUGAGCUGCCCAGCAUUUGCCAAGACUGGCAAGUGUGAAGCAGGGAAAAAGUGUCACCUGGUCCAUAGGAGAGCAAAAGCAGCCAGACAAAAGGAUACAUCAACAGACCGCAAUUUAAACAGACCAGCUAUGAAACAGCCUUCAAGAUCAGCAGCCAAAGAACAAACAGUUGAGGAAGGGCAGAAUGAAGUUUCCCAGUGCAAGAUAAUGCAGUUUCCUGGAUUUAUUUCCCUAGCAGACUACAGCCCAAAGGAAUUAUUGACACAAACUUCAUCACAUGGUACAAGAAGAUGUUCUGAAUGCCCACAGACAAGUUCGAGUUGUGGACUUCAUAUCAAACCUCGACUAUGAAAUGUCAAUUCUGCUGAUAGCUCAUCCAUUUGUUUCCUGGAAAGCUGGAUCUGCUAAUUUUCAAAUUACCAACAGACUUCUUCAAUGUGCAAUUCUGUAUCUCUAGUAAUUUAGAUAUAUAUGUAAGAUGACUGUAUAUUUUGUCUAAAGAUAAGACAAAACAUUAUGAUAUGAAGAAUGGGUUCCUUGUCAGGAGCAUAUUUUAACUUGAACAAUUGUCUUUCAUGAUCUAAUAACCACUGUGAUGAGUCGCAGAUCUUAUUUGAUCUAAAAGCUGUGACAAUACAAUGACUUUUAUCAGGGCUUCUGCUAAGGCUAAAUUCUUUGGGGUCCCAGGACCCCUUCUUCAGAUUUUUAAGUCGUCCCUGUUCUUCACCCAACUUUGAAUGGGACCCCAUCGACGAAAAUUGAAGGGGUCCUCCGAACUUUUAAUGCGUACUGUACGCAAUUUUUUGCGUAAGCAGAAGCCCUGCUUUUAUCUCUGUUUGCGAUGUAUUCCAAACCCUUUUUCAAGAGGCUCUUAAGUUUUUGGAGGAAAGGAACAUGCUGAGAGAGCAAAAUUUAGAGACUUGUAUAUUGCUCUGUCUAGGAUAUACUAUACUGGAAAUUGAAAAAAUAAUAACAAUUUUGCGUACAAAAGGCUAGAUGUGUUUAAAGAGGAAACAAAUAAAUUUAAAACGGAAUGCUUAAAUUUUUCCAAAGACAUCGACAAGUCACCUUUGAUCAACACCAAAACUUACUUAAAUUCUACCAGUCUACCAAAUUCAGAGAAGUAAAGGAGAAAUAUAAGAAAUAACAACAGGCAAAGAGAAAACUUUACUGGACACAUCUGCAGUUGGAUGUACAAGGAGGGGCAAAGAGGCAAGUAUUUUCUACUGGAGGUAAGUACAACAUAAACCCAAAGUAUAAACAUCACAAUAGAUAAGCAUGCCUAUAUUUGCAGCAAAAUGUCAAAGUAUUUCUUGUUCAUACUAUAUCGGAUGACAUGACUAUAUGGAGAUACCACCCUCUACCUACCAGAUUACAGCUAUCCACUCCCAAUUGGCCUGAAAGUCCAGUGAACAGAAUGCAAAAUCAACCAACUUCCCCUCCCAUCUUUACCGGCGUGGCUUGUGAACGUGUCUGUCCAGUUCUUCACCUAGGUUAGACUGUUGAUCAUGUCAUUUGCACCUUGUUUUCUGUAUGCUAGUUUUGCAGCAACAUGGAAAAGCCUUAUAAACAGGGUUUCAGUUGGUUGAUUUUGUAUUCAUAGGUCAUUCCUUGCCAAUCUAGAUUGGUCUAGUGAAAUUGGGUAGCUAAAAGGCAAUAUUUCUAUAUAGUUAUGUCAUGUGGUGAGUACUCAAAAAAAGAAAUUCUGCAACCAAAUAUGGUCUUUUAGAAUAAUUUGUGUUAAGGAGACAAGCUUGUUCUCUAAAGAGGACUUUACCAAAAAGAACAACAGAGAAAGAGGAAAAAAAUGAAUGAUGGCUUCUGUAACAUCUAUUUUUUACAUGGUAGGGUUGUUAGCCCUACCACAACCUACUUUAUCUGUAGGUGAGGUGUCUACCUUAGUCGCCUCUUACGACAUGCCUGGCUAUUCCCACAGGGGUGUCCAUUGAGGAUAUGAACAUAAAUCCUUGAAGAUUAUAUUCUUGUUAGCCACAAUCUGUUAUAUUAAAGUGUGAUGGAAUAUAAAUGGACCUUUGCAUAACUGAGCAACAGAGAUGCAUGCAAACAUACAAUGAUGAAGAUUAUGAAAAGAAAUGGGAUCUGAAAUUGAAGUUAACAUGACUACUUGCCAUGUGUGAUAAUUGAGUGAAUCUGUAAAUAUGGGGGCAGAAAAAUAGGGGUUCAGCAUAAUAUUAGAUAUCAACCAAAUGAAGCAAACUAACAUUUGGCAUUUCAGAGAAGUGAUAGCUUUCAGGGUUCAUAUUCAUGAAUAGUAACUGUUUACCCCUGAGUAAAAUUCACCUAUCCUGCAAUGGGCAAAGUUUAUUUGGAAGACAAACUGCCUGUAGAUUUAUUCACCAUUUGAGGAGGAAAUGUUAACUAGCCUAUUUGCAUUGUCAGAAUUCCUCUUAAAAUGAUGAGAUUGUGCAUAUGUGUUCAGAGUAAAGUAUUGACAACUGAACAUUUAAAAGAUUUAUAACUUUUUUUUUAAAAAAAAAGAAUUUUCAAAAAAGGUCCAGUUCAUUUUUACUCUGACCAAAUGGUGCAAAAUUAUUUUCUUUCAGAAAAAAGUAACCCGUGGAAGGAAAAAAAUGUGAUCAAUCUAAUUCAACAUCAGGAAAAAAUAAACAAAGGAAAACAUCAAUGGAUAUGUUUCCUGUUAGAUGAUAGUGUUAGACUAUGAACAGGAAAAUCAGUAUUUACUAAACAAAAAACUUCUAUCUGCAGGUAUCAGAUUUACUUGGUCUAGAAGGGUAGGUGCCUGCCUAAAUGAGCUUCAUAAAUAUGAACCCUUAAUUGUAGUAGUCCAUUGUUUUAAAGUUCUGUAUCAAAUGUUGGACUGACCAUGUUGGCAAAUCUCAUUGUAUAGACCUGAAAAUAAAAUCAGAUGAACACAAAA